Plasmopara halstedii is the source of this 1625-nucleotide messenger RNA. RefSeq lists its product as uncharacterized. The record is from RefSeq and is a predicted model, not a curated record. Lineage: Eukaryota; Oomycota; Peronosporomycetes; Peronosporales; Peronosporaceae. The transcript has a single exon. The coding region runs from base 660 to 1001 and encodes 113 amino acids.
CAAAGCGGUCAGCAAAAGUACAGGAGCGCACGAAUGACUCAUUUUUCCACAAGAUCGAAGCGUUUGUUGUAUCAUAAUUCGCAGAACAUGAUGCAAUUGAUAGAUUUUCAGUUGGUGGCACUGUUGAUAAUCAGUUUUUGCAGCCUCCAAAAGCUUCGAUUGAACAUUGCUCCAACAUUGCUCUAUUUCACAUGCUCGUCAACCGAAGGGUGUACUUUUUAUUAGUUCUGAUUCCGCUUCAAUUGCUCAAGUGAAACACAUCAACUUAAUGCCUGGAACUAUGAAUUACCGUCGUCGUAACCGUUGUCAUGGCAUCGUUAGUAAAUAAAUGAACGUAAAAUUGCAGAUUGCUCAAGUUAAGGAAGUUUAAUCUAUUGGUGACUUAGAUUUGAGAUUUUAUGCUUUAUCCGGCGCUUUUUUUACAAGCCAACUCACUAGACAUAGCUUUGAUUGUCAAAAAAGAUAUUUUAUUGCUCGCUUAAUAUUAUCUGUGCAUGUCCAGCGCUAUCAUCACACCUGUUGACGAAGACUAAUAUUCUUUUAUUCGUUCAUGAUAAUUCUUUACUGCUGCAAAGGGCUAUCUGACUUCGAACUGAAUGAAAAAUUGGAUGGAUGCUGAGAAAUCGUCGCUGUAGACAGAGUUGUGGGCUUUGGAUUGAAUGUUGGGACUAAGCUCAUUUCACUUUUACCACCUAUAUCGCUCAUCUGCAAGAAGUGCUACCAGGUUAUGUGCGAGCGGCAUGUAUGGUACGAUCAGCGAUAUCCUAUGCCUAUUUUUUGUGGAAGCUCUUCAUCCGGGUGACUCUCGCCCGGAAGGGAUUGCUCGAAUUCUUGAGACAAAGGCCGAACAUGAAGUGGCACGGGCAUCAGCGAAGUGUAAGACCGCCGAUCCCAAGGCUUUGGCCAUCAUCGCAAGGAUCUCCAGAGGUGAUAUUAAUGCAACACUACUUUCCUGCGCGAAAACAACAAGUUUCCGGUUUUGCCAACUAACACCAAGGUAGCUCAACAGUUGCUGCAUAAUUGGCCACCUUAGAUCUUCUCCGUCGGAAUCAGAUUUCAGGCAUAUCCAGCGCACCAGUCCAUGAUACGAAACGGCUCGAGUCGUGGUUCAUUCUGCGCGAAUUCAUUAUAAAACAAGAAUUCCCAGUUUUGGAAGAAAUUGCAUGAAUUUGUGGUGGCACAAAUGGAUCAAUAGCUCAAGCUCGAUGACUUGUAGUCUCGGCUCGAGGCUGUUGGGGACAUUGCAAAGAAAGACGAACGUCUAGUUGUCUUGUUGGAUAGCAUUUCCGUUCAAGUAUUGGCUGACAACGAGCGCUAGACGUAAACUCGUUUUUUUAUUGCUCUACAUUGCAAGACAAUCCAGUUAUCUUUGGUGAUUCGUCAGUCGACAUCUAGUUUUUUCGUGGCCGAGUACGUUUGCUGCACUAUAAGCGAUAUGGCUGCGAGAUCUCAAGGAAUAAUGCCGUAUGACCGUGGUCCAUGUCGACAAUACGGAAGACAUUGCGAUAGCCAAUGACCAGAUACUAGUCUCAAGCGAAGUACAUAAAUCUACGCUAACAAUUCGUUCUUAACGCAUUUACGAUGGUCACGUACGUACUAACUUCCGAUUACCUCGCUGACUUCAU